CAAAACGAAAGCCGCCACCCCCCUAUCUCCCUCCUCCCAUUGACCCUCCAUGGCUACUGUUCACUGUUUCACGGUCUUCCAUCGCACAGCAUCGAUUUUCAGCUUCCAGGAUCGAUUCGCCAUACAAAGUCAUCAUUUUUCUGUUACUUUCUUCGACCCCUUUUCGUUUACCUCGUAAAAAAACUCUGUGAAGAACGUGGGUCAGCAGUGAUUUCUGGUUGUGCUAUUCUGUCGAUCAUUGUCUUUUCAAUGCCAGCCACAGACCCACGUAUUGCAAAAACGAUUUGGUUGUUUGACCGAAAGUCCAAAUGGUAGAUGAUUUGUUCAAUUCAUGGUAUCUUAGCAUCUCUGCACGCUUCGAGAUAUCUCACGAAAAUGGGAGUCAACUGCCUUUAGUACGCCCAAGUUGUUUGGUGGUGCUGUGAAAUUUUACUGUUAGGCAUAUUCGAAUAGAAAAGACAACCUUAUCUUGUUAUCCUCUUGUCGCAAUCACAACGUUUUACGAUAUCUUCUUCACAAUCUGAUCCUUUCCCUCUCUAGAGUCAUCUCCUUCUCUUUUCUUUUCUUUUUUUUUCUUCUACUUGUGCUGCUAUCUCCCAUCCUAGAGAAAUCUGGCCCCCAGGAAAGGUCACUGGCCAGGGAAGAGAGCAAAGGGUCAGAUAAACAUCAGGAACAUAUGCAAUCUUGAGUGUGUGACCAGGGUGAGCAAGGGAUCAUCAGCAUGAUGAAGUAACUCUUCCAGAGUUCCGAGAGCGAGUGAUUAUCCGGUGAGGGGCACGUGGGGCCAGGCGGUAUGUCCACUUGGAUCGAGCAUGGACCCUGCGCGACACUUAUCCGUUGGAGCUUGAUGAUAUUAUAUUGGAGGCGGAGAAUCGAAUAGCACUGCUGCCCCAUGUUGGGAGGAACUCCAAGAGAAACUUCUACAAAUCUUUGGUUAAAAUAGAGGGAAAGAGAGCAGAUAUAUCUUUAGCCAUAUUUAGAAUCUAAGAUUAGCACAGGAUCACCACUUUUCUUUCCUUUUGUUAUGUACCUGAUGGCACAUGGGCGGCACGCCAAGUGCCGUCUUUAUGUGACUAUAAAUUCGAGGUCUAGAGGUCUUUGAGUCUUGUGCUCAAACGUUGGAAUUCCAGUGUUCAGAUAGUUUUUCUCGAAAAGUUUCGGGUUCGGCUUUGUUUUUUCGAGCACCCGAAAAGAGAAAGAUCAUCAUGGAGUUCAAGAAGCAAGGCAGGUCGUCUUCCUCGUUCACGGCUGACAUUUUUGGAGACAAGGAAUUGCCUCCGUCGUCAUCUUCAACCGGAGUGUUCGCGUCUAUUUUCCCACCACCUCAGUCGGUAGUAGGGAGUAAGUCAAGCUCUGAGGUCAUAGGAUAUAGGCAGAAGCACCACAAUGAAAAUCAAGUGUGGAACAGCAAACAGGAUAAUCCAGUGAGUCCUGAACGUGCAAGUUGCAACACAACCAACAAGGAUGGUUCGAUCUUCCGAGAAGAAAGAGGAGAGCCGUGCCAUCUGAGUUCAUCAAUUUAUUACGGUGGGCGAGAUGUCUAUUCCCUGUCUCCUGGUGCCCAAACCUCUGCCUCCAACCCAAUAUUAAAGAAAGAUGGAGGAGAAGAUGACCAGAAUGGAGCUAAUUCUGUCAGUGGUGCCUCUAGAGGGAACUGGUGGCAAGGUAUGAAUGUCAAUGAAGACGCUGAAUCUAGAGAAGCUGUAAUUGCUCAUCUCUCAAGUAAUGGUUCUUACUUCUGCAGGAAUUCAGAAGCCUGGGCAGUAAAUGAGAUGCGGCAGCUGUAUAACUAGUUUAUCUGUAACAAGAAUCAGAAGCAUUUUGUUAUGUUCCCUUCUGUAAAUAGUAGAUGACCUAAAGUCUUGCCUCCAUGUAAGCCUUUUCAAGGCAUUUGUUAGCCUUGUUACGAGAAUGUCUUGAUAACCCACUCACUGCCUGGUUUACCUCCAUAGAUUUGGUAAAGUGAUGUAGUUCUUUUUUUUUUUUUUUUUGGGUCAAAAGUGAUGUAGUUCUUUGCUCUUCUAAGAAUGUGAGGUUUUUAUAUAACAGUUCAUUGUCUACAACCUAUGUAGUUAUAUUGCUUUGCUUGUAACUCUCUUUUAUUGGUCGACCAGCCAGACCAUCUUAGAUAUUUCAAUCCCAGAAUCUCUUUCAAGU
Messenger RNA from Syzygium oleosum, 2157 nucleotides. RefSeq lists its product as uncharacterized. Lineage: Eukaryota; Viridiplantae; Streptophyta; Magnoliopsida; Myrtales; Myrtaceae. The transcript has 6 exons. The record is from RefSeq and is a predicted model, not a curated record. Bases 1206 to 1793 code for a protein of 195 amino acids.